UCAUACGAUUUGUUGUGUUUUGGUUGCUGUGUUUUUUUCAGUAUCAGUUGUUAUUUCAUCUUUCGACUUGUUUGUACGUCUAGUAUUUGUUUAAUUCGUAAAAAUCGUUAUGGAUAAUGAGAUAUUAAAUAGGACUAUUCGAAUAGACGUUUUGAAGGAAUUCGAGAAUCGUUAUUUUAGAGAAUUGUCAAAAAGUAACGUACAAAGUGCAACCGUUUUCAACUAUGCUUCCUGUCUUGUUCAAAGUUCUUAUGCCGCCGAUAUUCAUAAAGGAAUUUCAUUAUUUAUGCAAUUAAUCGAAUCAUCGCAAAGUAGAGAUUUCAGUAUAAUGGAUUGUGCUUACUUUAUCGCAUUGGGGAAGGCUCGAAUCAAGGAUUACACCUCAGCACUUCAUUACACGGGUGUUAUUUUGAAAAUUGAGCCCAAUAAUUUAUUAGUAUCGAAUUUACAAGAUAAUAUCAAGAAGAAUAAGAAAAAAGAUGAGUUGAAAAAAGUAGCUGUAAGUGGCGGAUUAGCGGUCACAAUUGGCGGAAUUUUUGGUCUCGGAUUGACUCUGGCAAGAAUGCUUUAAUGAAUCGAUGUUGUGAUGAAUUGGAUCAUCUUCCUUUUAAAGGCACAAUCACUGAAUAGAAAAUAUAAAAUGGAUAUAGACGUAAUAUUGUACCUAUUAUCAAAUUUUGUAGUUUUUUUUGCAGCGUUAUAGCCUUUAAAUUUGCAAGAGAAUUUAUUUUUUAAUGUCUUAUACAUAUGUACGUUGUGUUUUAAUGAAUUUGUAAUAUCAUUUGUAUGUGAUGUAAUUUUCAAUUUUGUUAUUUUAAUGUGUUUUUAUUUAAAUUGUUGUUACGCUUAUUAUUUUUAUCACUCAUUAGAAAGUCUCUCUUAAUAUAAGUAAGUAAAUCAAAGUUAUUUUUAGUUAUUUUUAUUUGUUGGAAAAUAAUGUCACGUACUCGAGUUGUAAUAUCUAGCUACUUUAUCUCAUUCUUGUAAUGUUUAAAUUUCCAAAUUACAUAGGUAUUAGAAAAAACGAUUGCUCAGUUUAUCAAGUAAAUAUAAAUAAAUAAUGAUCAUGUUUUGUGUAUCCUUCCUUAAUAAA
Messenger RNA from Planococcus citri (citrus mealybug), 1093 nucleotides. Its product is annotated as mitochondrial fission 1 protein-like. Bases 110 to 571 code for a protein of 153 amino acids. The record is from RefSeq and is a predicted model, not a curated record. Gene Ontology annotation, molecular function: protein binding. The transcript has 4 exons. Gene Ontology annotation, cellular component: mitochondrial outer membrane; peroxisomal membrane. Lineage: Eukaryota; Metazoa; Arthropoda; Insecta; Hemiptera; Pseudococcidae. Gene Ontology annotation, biological process: mitochondrial fission; peroxisome fission; autophagy of mitochondrion.